UCUAUUUCUCAUAUUUUUGCAACCUAAACUUAAACCCUGAACCCAAAAAAAAGUGGCGUUGUUCUCACAUAACUUCUCUCUGCUUCUGUAAACACUUCAGCAAUGGCGGCGCUGCUUGGGCACAUUUUCAAGACCCAAAAGAACUCCAUUCUUCUUCGCAACAUCAUCACAACUUUCAAUACUAUCUCCUCCUCUUCGUUGCACCAAACACCUUUCAUUCUCCCAACUUUAUCUCAAGUGAGAUUGAUAGGAAAUGCAGCAGAAAGUGUUUGUGGAUUUGAUGAAAUGGUGAAAGGGAAUGAUAGGAAGUAUUACAUGCUUGGUGGGAAAGGAGGUGUUGGGAAAACAAUCUGUGCGGCUUCUCUUGCUGUCAAAUUUGCUAAUCAUGGACACCCCACUGUGGUGGUUUCAACUGAUCCUGCUCAUUCAUUGAGUGAUUCUUUUGCACUGGAUUUGACAGGGGGAAAUCUUGUUCCGAUUGAAGGAGUGAGUUCUCCGUUAUAUGCUCUUGAGAUAAACCCUGAUAAAUCGAUGGAUGAAUUCCGGACAGCUGGUCAAAAACUUGGUGGUGGGGGUGCUAAGAGUUUAAUGCAAAGCAUGGGACUUGGAGCAAUUGCUGACAAGUUAGGGGAACUUAAGCUUGAAGAGCUGUUGCACACUCCUCCACCUGGAACAGAUGAAAUCAUUGCAAUUACUAAGGUGAUGCAAUUUCUUGAGUCCGAAGAAUAUAGUAAGUUCAGUCGGAUAGUUUUUGAUACAGCACCAACGGCUCAUACACUUUGGCUACUGUCAUUGCCUGAAUUCUUGGAUGGAUCUCUAGGCAGACUUAUUAAGAUGAAGGCGAAAUUAGGCUCAGUCUUCAAUUCCUUGUUGGGAAAAGAACAACCUCAAAACAGUUCUUUAGACAAACUUGAAAAGCUUAAGGAGAGAGUGGCAAAAAUACAUGAUCUUUUCCAUAAUCCAGACACUACUGAAUUUAUAAUAGUGACAAUUCCUACGAUUAUGGCAAUUAGCGAAUCGUCCAGAUUACAUGCAUCCUUGAAGAAAGAAAGUGUGCCUGUUAAAAGACUAAUCAUUAAUCAGGUCUUACCUCCUACGUCAGACUGCAAGUUUUGUUCGAUGAAAAUAAAGGAUCAAAUGCGCGCAAUUGAGACUAUCCACAAUGAUUCAGAACUUGCUGGCUUGAGAUUAUGCCAGGCACCCUUGGUGGAUACGGAAAUAAGGGGCGUUCCAGCUCUCAAAUUCAUGGGAGAUAAGCUUUGGAGAUAAAACUUUCAUAGUAGAUAAUUCGCGAAGUUCAGGAACAUGGAUCACAUUAUAGAGACACUUAAAACAUUUUAAAGAAGUUUUACAACUACUCUUGCAUAUUUUCCAGGAGUGAAAUGGGGUACUAACAGUUUGUUACAUAAUAUAUUUUUAAUAGUUAGAUGUUAGUCUCUCUUUUCUUGUUUAAUGAAUUGUAGUAUCUGAUAAGGCAAUAAAUGUUUGUUACAACUA
Molecule: messenger RNA, 1497 nt
Organism: Lathyrus oleraceus (garden pea)
Lineage: Eukaryota; Viridiplantae; Streptophyta; Magnoliopsida; Fabales; Fabaceae
Product: ATPase GET3B
Exons: 11
Coding region: 103-1269 (388 amino acids)
Biological process (GO): tail-anchored membrane protein insertion into ER membrane
Cellular component (GO): GET complex
Molecular function (GO): ATP hydrolysis activity; ATP binding
Source: RefSeq, a predicted model, not a curated record